Branchiostoma floridae (Florida lancelet) is the source of this 3181-nucleotide messenger RNA. Its product is annotated as dynein regulatory complex protein 11-like. The coding region runs from base 178 to 2730 and encodes 850 amino acids. The record is from RefSeq and is a predicted model, not a curated record. NCBI's taxonomy places the organism in Eukaryota, Metazoa, Chordata, Leptocardii, Amphioxiformes, Branchiostomatidae. The transcript has 22 exons. Gene Ontology annotation, molecular function: ATP binding; ATP hydrolysis activity; protein binding.
AUUUCCGCUAGGCGGCGCGCGUGCACGGUCCCCUGAGACCGAGGUUCUCCAUGACAACAACAGCAACAGCGAGACGUCGCCAUCUUGUGUAAACGCACUCAACAAACUGUGCAAGGGUUUCAGCAAUAUGAGCAGUUUCCCCUGAUUUCUCUUAGAUAGCGGGACGAAUCCUCAAAGAUGUCGCACGAUACCUACAACACCCUGUGGAAGCAGGCCCACACGACCAUCACAGACCUGCUGGAGAUAGAACAACCAGAAGAACCACCAAAGCCUGAGAGGGACCGUCUGACAGCCUUCCAGAAUGUUGCGACCAUGUAUGUCAGGUACAUCCAGAUAUUCCGAAAGCUGGAAAGCUCCUACGACCAGAUUGUCCACCCACAAAAAAGACGCGUGUUGCGCCACGUGUUGGACGGUGCCAUCGGCCGUAUUCUCGAGUUGAAGGGCGAACUGACUGGUCUGGAGUUCUCGGAGUUCCACUACUUUGACGACAUCCUCUCAGAUUUAAAACUGACUCCGAAUGACAUUGAAAUGCCGAUCCCCAAGUACUUCACCUUGGAGCGAUCCAAGAUCCUGAAGGAUCGGGAGAAACUUCUGGGCCAGAUUCUGGCCAAGCUGGGCCCACAGGAUAAGGACCUGAAAGAAGAAGAGAAGCCGAUGUCUCUGGAAGAGUCCAUCAGGAUCAUCCAGGUCCACGAGCGAGCGCGGCAGGGUCGGCUCCGUGCCAAGUUCAUGCGCGAGAUCCGCAUGCAGGAGGAGCGGGAGAGGCAGGCGGCCAACCGCGGCGCUCCGACCAUCGAGCCCGACACCGCCGCCAUCCGCAUUCAGAAAGUGUGGAAAGGUUUUGCUCAAAGGAAAAGGACAAAGAGAGAGAGAGAAGAGGAGAUGAUGUUUAUUGGGAUGACACCGUUGCCAGGUCAGCCUGCAAAGAACACGCCACAGUUUUUAGCAACUAAAACAGAGUCCGCCCGCAGAGUUACCCAGGAGGAGCACGAGCGGGAGUACCAGCAGGCGUUGGUGACCAUCAAAGAGAAGCUGCGUGAGGUGGAGGGGCCGGAGAUGAAGGAGAGCAUGCAGGACCAAAUAAGGCAGUGGUUCAUCGAAGUCAGGGAUGCCACAGGAAAGUUUCCGGACUACCCAGAUGAAGAUGAAGGUGGCUCGGCCAUGAUCUUCAAAGAAAAAACUCCAGAAGAGGUUGAAGCUGAGAUGGCAGCCAAGGCUGAAGAAAAGGGGAAGAAAAAGGGCAAGAAGGGGAAGAAGGGCAAGAAGUCUGGCAAGAAAAAGGGCAAAAAGGGAAAGAAAGGGAAGAAGGGAAAGAAAGGAGGUGACGACGAAGAGGAAGAGGAGCCAGGCUUCAAGUUGGCCCCUUCUCAGUUUGUUCCAGCUCUUGCUGAGGGAAACACUCAGUUUCAAGGUGUGUGGAAGGAGCGAGACGAGUCGGACAACUUCAGCCAGAAGCACGAUGCCGAGCUGAUUAAGGAAGACAAGCGGAAGGAGGUGGAGGGAGAGGUCCGGCUGCAGGUGGACGAGCUGAUGAGGGAGGAGCUCAAGAACCUCAAAGCUGCUGUGGAGAGAGAUAAGGGAAAGAAGGGAAAGAAAGGAAAGAAGAGUGGAAAGAAGAAGAAGAAGAAGGGAAAGAAAAGUGGAAAAAAGGGCAAGAAGGGGAAGAAAGAGAAGGAUCUCACUGCUGACAGGACUAUUGAAUCCCUGUAUGAGGAGUUAGUCCAGGAGGGAAUACUGGUCAGGUGUCCGAAGGUGCACAUGUCCGACUACCUGGGGGAGUACAGCUACCUGGGCACCACCCUGCGUACCGCCAACAUCGAGCCCAUGCCGUCUCUACACGACGUCCGCAGGGUGGUCACGGAGUACGGCAUCCUUCCGCUAGGAUCUCAGGCUGUCCACGAACAGGCACCGCUCGUCAAGUCUCUCCUGCUGACCGGUCCGCGCGGGACGGGGAAGAAGAUGCUCGUCCAUGCCAUCUGCACGGAAACCGGCGCAAACCUGUUUGACCUGACGUGCACCAACAUUGCGGGGAAGUAUCCCGGGAAGAGCGGCCUGGCUAUGAUGAUGCACAUGGUCUUCAAGGUUGCCCGGCAGUUGCAGCCUUCCGUCAUCUUUGUUGGAGAUGCGGAGAAGACAUUCUUGAAGAAAGUCCCCAAGACUGAUCCUACUGACCCCAAGAGGCUGAAGAAGGACCUCCCGAAGGCCAUCAAAGGCAUGAAGGCGGAGGACCGUAUCGUGGUGAUCGGGACGUCACGCCAGCCCUUUGACUGCGAGCUGAAGGCUCUGACGGGCUGCUACCAGAAGAUCGUCCUCAUCCCGCGUCCGGACUACGCCUCACGAUUCUUGAUGUGGCAGUCCAUGAUCCAGAAGGGCCAGGGGAUCCUCACCAACCACCUGGAUGUGAGCUCCCUGUCCAAGGUGACAGACGGGUACACACCUGCGCAGAUGUGGACAGCUAUACAGCAGGUGCUGACAGACAGGCGCAUCCAACAGUUAUCCAAGAGGCCGCUAACAUCUGUGGAGUUCAUCAGUCCGUUGGCCAGGAUAGAUCCUAUCUACAAGGAAGAAGAGGAAGCCUUCAAGAGUUGGAAUGAGAAAACUCCGCUGGGGAAGAAGAGGGCAAAGGCUGCCAAAGGGGAUGAUGAUGAGGACGGGGGAGGGGGGAAGGGAAAGAAAGGCAAAAAGGGCAAGAAGAGUGGGAAGAAGGGAAAGAAGAAGAAGAAGAAGUAAAUGCCACGUCACCCAGGAUGAGAUUAACACUGUGUAUAGUAUACAUACUCCUUAUAAUUUGUAUAUCAAGCUGUACUAUAUCAUUAAUGUUACUGUGGAGAUAAAUGCAGUGGGGUUUAACCAUUUACAGAAACUCCAAGUGAGACAGGAAAUAAAAUAAAAACUUGUAGUUACUAAGCUUUGUAGAGAAAUCAACUUUGAUGAUUAAAAAAUUAGAAAAAAAUUCUUCAUAUAGGCGAAGAAAAGUUAAGACCUAUUAGCUAUAUACUGGGCGUGGGUGGUGAACUAUUGUGACUGUCCCCUAUUGGUAUGUUUGUAAAAUGAUGCAUACAUCUCUGCAGUUUUGUUAUGAAUUGAUGGAGGUAAAAUGCUACUCUAUGUGAGGCCAACAUUGUUGUUCCUUCACCCUGAUUGUAAUUCCUGAUUAAAAACAAUGUGUUUGCACAACUAA